AUGGCGACCUUGGUUGCCUCGCUGUUGGUUGGGCUGCUGCCCUUUCUGGCCGCAAGCGUGACCUUCGAGCACAGCGAGGGUGGGGACACGGCACGAUGGACAAUCACUCUAGAGGGUGAUGAGCUUCACGUGACAGCUGAUUGUCCGGCCACAAGGUAUUGUUCCCUCGGCUUCAACAAGGACAAGCCCAGGAUGGAUGGCACUGAUAUGCAGUCCCCUUUCCUUCCGUACGAGCGCGACCUGAAGAUUUGGCUGCCGGCUCCUCCCAGCCAGCCUCGAGCAGUCCAGCGCCUGGAGGCUCACGGGGGUGUGGUGGGCGUUGCCUUGAAUUCCGUGCUUCUCGUUCAUGAGCACCCGGGCGAAGGGAUGACCUGGGUGAUCGACAACUGCGGAGGCCAUGGCGACACCUUCGGCCACUACCACUACCAUGCCCCUCCUCUCUGUCUACUCCGAUCCUUGGGGGUGCCGGUCCCCAAGGGCGCUUGGUGGAAGUCAGGUGGGCCAGAGCAAUGGUCGCAGGAGGGCCCAGAAGUUCAGAUUGGCUGGGCCAUGGAUGGCGCACCGAUCAUGGCGCCAUUCAAGGGUGGGGUUCAGGUCAAAAAGGAGAUGUUGGACGAAUGCCACGGUGCCAUCGACCCUGUCACUGGCGAGUACAAGUACUACACCGCCGGGGACCCAGAUGUCUUGGCUCCUCCCUUCCUGCCUCCUUGCCUUCGCGGCGAAGUUCUGGGCAAGGUGUCCAACUACCGUGCGCUGAAGGGCGGAGUGCCCUGUGAGAAGUCCAAGCGAGUGACCGGAGAGGCCUUGGUGUCGCAUCCGGAAGAGUCAGGAAGUGGACGCUGGCUCACUGGCACAGGCUGCCCUCGACAUGCCAUCUUCGAUGAGGUGAAGACCGGCUUGCCAACCUCGGCACUUGUCCAACUGGUGGCUGCGGUGGCUGCGGUGGCUGCGGUGGCUGUGGCGGCUGCGGUGGCGGUUCAGUGCCGUGCUACUGUGGUGCCUGCGGCGCUUGCGGCGCUUGCGGUGCUUGCGGCGCUUGCGGUGCCUGCGGUGCCUGCGGUGCCUGCGGUGCUUGCGGUGCCUGCGGUGCUUGCGGUGCCUGCGGUGCCACCACAACUGGUGCCUGCGGUGCAUGCGGUGCAUGCGGUGCUUGUGGCGCUUGCGGCGCUUGCGGCGCUUGUGGUGCCUGUGGUGCCUGCGGCGCUUGCGGUGCCUGUGGCGCUUGCGGUGCUACCACCACCACUGCUGCUUGCGGCGCUUGUGGUGCCUGCGGUGCCUGCGGCGCUUGCGGUGCCUGUGGCGCUUGCGGUGCUACCACCACCACUGCUGCUUGCGGCGCUUGUGGUGCCUGCGGUGCCUGCGGCGCUUGCGGUGCCUGUGGCGCUUGCGGUGCUACCACCACCACUGCUGCUUGCGGCGCUUGUGGUGCCUGCGGUGCCUGCGGCGCUUGCGGUGCCUGUGGCGCUUGCGGUGCUACCACCACCACUGCUGCUUGCGGCGCUUGUGGUGCCUGCGGUGCCUGCGGCGCUUGCGGUGCCUGUGGCGCUUGCGGUGCUACCACCACCACUGCUGCUUGCGGCGCUUGCGGCGCUUGCGGUGCUUGCGGUGCUUGCGGCGCUUGCGGCGCUUGCGGCGCUUGCGGUGCUUGCGGCGCUUGCGGCGCUUGUGGCGCCUGCGGCGCUUGUGGCGCUUGCGAUGUUCUGCGCAAUGAACCUGACGGUCAUGAAUGCUGGCACCGCCAUCAGCUUGUCCCAGUGCAACUUGCUUGGUCACGGCAUCCGCAUCGACAAGAAGCAGGAUCUGACAGAGGUCACCUAUGACAUCAGCAAUGGCCGCAUGAAGGUGGAGGCCCAUCGCAAGCUGAACACCGGCGACUGCACCGACUUGGUGCUUGCCGCAGACACACCCUACUAUGUCAUUAUGGCCAUGGGCGCGGCAAAUGACCUCAAUGUGGGAAGACACGGCUCCUCCGCGACGCACAACAUGGUCUGCCUGAGCACGCUCACGGAGUCGUACGAGUGCAUGCCCCCUGCCGAUUGGGAUAACAUUGCGCCGAGACUGCCGGCAACGACCUCAAACACUGUGGCCCUUUUGAAAUGGUUGCCAGCAGCUGUCCUGGCAGCUUCGUUUUUCCUGUAG
This is a messenger RNA of Symbiodinium natans, 2139 nucleotides long. Lineage: Eukaryota; Dinophyceae; Suessiales; Symbiodiniaceae. The record is from the annotation of a GenBank genome assembly.